GUCAUUGAAAUUGGAAAGCCAAUUGUGUCUGCGUUGAGCAUCAAUGGCGGAAAGGGAAGGAAAAAAAGAGAUAGUGCUAUUCCCAUUCAUGGCCCAAGGGCACAUAAUCCCCUUCCUAGCCCUAGCCCUCCAACUAGAACAAACAAGAAACUACUCCAUCACCAUAGUCAACACCUCCCUCAACAUCACAAAACUCAAAUCCUCUCUCCCACCAAACUCCUCCAUCACCCUCCUCACCAUCCCCUUCAACCCCUCCGACCACAACCUCCCCCCCAACACCCAAAACACCGACACCAUCCCCUACCACCUCGUCAUUCGCCUCAUCCAAGCCUCCACCACCCUCAUCACCCCCUUCAAAACCCUCCUCCGAAACACCUUCUCCCAUAAAUCCAAACUUUGCAUCAUCGCCGACAUCUUCUUCGGCUGGACCGCCGCCGUCGCCAAGGACCUCGCCGCCUUCCACGUCAUCUUCAGCGGCUGCGGCGCCUACGGCCUCGCCUGUUACCACUCCCUCUGGCUCAACCUCCCCCACCAGACCUCACGCGCCGACGAAUUCGCCCUCCCCGAUUUCCCCCAAGCGCGUAAGAUACACCGCACGCAGUUACCCACCAACAUUUCCGAAGCAGAUGGCACCGACGCCUGGUCAAUCUUCCAAAGAUACAAUUUUUCCUUCUGGGUCGAUUCCGACGGGGUUAUAUUCAACACGGUGGAGUCCCUCGACUCGGUUGGCCUUAACUACUUCAGGCAGAAACUGGGCCGGCCCGCUUGGGCUGUCGGCCCGAUCCUGUUAUCCACCGGAGCUAAUUCUCGCGGGAAAGGCGGCGGGAUAAACCCUGAUUUAUGUAACCAAUGGCUGAACCGGAAACCCUCUAAAUCGGUUUUGUUUGUGUGCUUUGGAUCGAUGAAUACUUUAUCUGCUUCGCAGAUGAUGGAGUUGGCGAAAGCGUUGGAGCGGUGUGGGAGGAGUUUCAUUUGGGUGGUGAGGCCUCCGAUUGGGUUUGACAUAAACUCCGACUUCAGAGACUCGGAGUGGUUGCCGCCAGGCUUUGUGGAGAGGCUUGGGGCAUCGGGAAAGGGUUUGGUGGUUCACGAUUGGGCGCCUCAGGUCGAGAUUCUGUCGCAUGCGGCGGUUUCCGCGUUUCUGAGUCACUGCGGGUGGAACUCGGUGCUGGAAUCGCUGAGUCAGGGGGUGCCGAUUCUGGGGUGGCCCAUGGCGGCGGAGCAGUUUUAUAACUGCAAGAUGUUGGAGGAGGAGGUUGGGGUUUGCGUGGAGGUUGCCAGAGGGAAGAGCUGUGAGGUGCGAUGUGAGGACAUUGUGGAGAAGAUUGAGUUGGUGAUGGCGGAGACUCAGGAAGGGGUGAGGAUUAGGGAGAAAGCUUCUGAGAUAAGAGAUGUUAUAAGGAAUGCUGUCAAGAAUGAAGAUGGGGUUAAAGGGUCUUCUGUUAGGGCUUUGGAUGAGGUUUUAUCUGCUGCUAUGUCCUGAAAAACUCUGUUUUUCAUUUUGUAGCCAUUGAGUGUUGGUCACGUGUGUGUGGUUGUGUUGUAUAGAUCGGUUGAACAUUCAGAACUGGAGUUUUACUCAGCUUGUGACCAUUAUUAAUAAAUCCUUUGGCUUCUGCAUGCAACAAAGCUGCAAAUGUUUUUGUCGCUACUCCAUGUGUUUGUCUGUGGUAUUCUAAUCGCAACAAGUGCCAACAUAGUUAUGUUCA
Messenger RNA from Cajanus cajan (pigeon pea), 1709 nucleotides. RefSeq names its product UDP-Glycosyltransferase superfamily protein. Gene Ontology annotation, molecular function: UDP-glucosyltransferase activity. The record is from RefSeq and is a predicted model, not a curated record. NCBI's taxonomy places the organism in Eukaryota, Viridiplantae, Streptophyta, Magnoliopsida, Fabales, Fabaceae.